This is a messenger RNA of Papilio machaon (common yellow swallowtail), 854 nucleotides long. RefSeq names its product ragulator complex protein LAMTOR3 homolog (gene Lamtor3). Gene Ontology annotation, biological process: cellular response to amino acid stimulus; positive regulation of TOR signaling. Bases 63 to 440 code for a protein of 125 amino acids. Gene Ontology annotation, cellular component: Ragulator complex. The transcript is spliced from 3 exons. The record is from RefSeq and is a predicted model, not a curated record. NCBI's taxonomy places the organism in Eukaryota, Metazoa, Arthropoda, Insecta, Lepidoptera, Papilionidae.
UUCUUUUUAAUUUCUUCACAGAAUAUCUUAAAUAAUAAACAAAAGUUUUUAUAUUUAAAAAGAUGGUCGAUGAUCUCAGGAAGUAUUUAAACCAUUUAUUAGAGAAGGUAAAUGGUCUUCAUUGCAUUUUGAUAACUGAUCGGGAUGGCGUUCCAGUUGUACGUGCAGUGACUGAAAGAGCUCCUCCUUUAGCUUUAAGACCUAAUUUUAUAUCAACAUUUGGUAUGGCCACGGACCAAGCAAGUAAACUUGGUUUGGGCAGAAAUAAGACUAUUAUCUCCAUGUUUUCUAGUUACCAGGUGAUCCAAAUGAAUAAGCUACCACUAGUCAUCACCUUCAUUGGAAGUGACAAUUGUAAUACUGGCCACAUACUGUCACUGGAGACUCAAAUAGAACCUUUUUUGAAGGAUCUUGCAGCUGUAGUGGCAGACGCACCAUAGCAUAUAGAGAUAUCACAAAUUGUUAUAUAAACAUAAAUAUGUAGAAUAUAUAGCUAUGUUAAAUAUUUUGAAAUGUAUUACAUUAACUUGUAAAGUAUCAUAUUAUGUAUAAAUCAAAUUUAAUCUUGAAAUUGAUAUAAUGUUUUUAUAUCACAUUGUUUUUGCUCUCAAGUGUAAUGUUAAGGUGAAUAUACACUAGAGUAUUUUCUCAAGUAUUUCUAUGUAAUGUAACGUUCUUACGAAUGGUAUAAUACUGGUAAAAGCACAGUUUCCAAAGCAUGUCUGGUUUGUGAAAGGGUGAUAUACUAGAACAUAUAGAGUGGUUCGUUGUUCUAUUACAAGUAAACACUCUAGUCCAGGGAUUCCCAAAGGGGUCAAUAUUGAACUUAAAGCAUUGCUAAUUCUCACGCUGUC